Molecule: messenger RNA, 11700 nt
Organism: Hemicordylus capensis (graceful crag lizard)
Lineage: Eukaryota; Metazoa; Chordata; Lepidosauria; Squamata; Cordylidae
Gene: ZBTB21
Product: zinc finger and BTB domain containing 21
Exons: 3
Coding region: 280-3417 (1045 amino acids)
Biological process (GO): negative regulation of DNA-templated transcription; regulation of transcription by RNA polymerase II
Cellular component (GO): nucleus
Molecular function (GO): DNA-binding transcription factor activity, RNA polymerase II-specific; RNA polymerase II cis-regulatory region sequence-specific DNA binding; protein binding
Source: RefSeq, a predicted model, not a curated record
UUUUGUGAUGUCAUUCUGGACAAGGGGGGCAUGUUUGUUGGGGUUGUUUUUUUUCCUAUCGGCAAGAUAAAACUUUAUUCGGAACAGAGGGAAAGGGCGCUGGUGUUCCCGUUCUCCGAUUCUUCAUCCAUGCUUUAUAGACUAUCUGAGAUACAGUCUUCAAAGUAAUUGCAACUUAAGGAGCAGAUGUAAUCCUGAGUCUAAAUUUUUAUUUCAUUUUGGCACUUAGUCUAAAAUUUGAGAAGAGGAACGAAAGCCUUUUUGGGGUAAACCUAGAUAAUGGAGGGACUUCUACAUUAUAUAAAUCCAGCACAUGCAAUUUCUCUCCUAAGUGCUUUAAAUGAGGAACGUCUAAAGGGACAACUCUGUGAUGUUGUUCUUAUAGUCGGAGACCAAAAAUUUCGAGCUCAUAAAAAUGUCCUCGCUGCCAGCAGUGAUUACUUUCAGGCUCUGUUCACUAAAAAGGAAAAUGAGUCUCAAUCAGUGUUUCAGCUUGACUUCUGCGAACCAGAUACUUUUGAUAAUGUAUUAAACUACAUUUACUCAUCAUCCUUGUUUGUUGAGAAAAGUAGCCUUGCUGCUGUGCAAGAAGUGGGGUACAGUCUUGGAAUUUCCUUUCUUACUAACAUUGUUUCUAAAAGCCCUCAAGUUCCUUUGCCUGCAUGUCCCAUUAAGAAAAUACUUUUCCAAGAGGAAGAUGAAAGCAGCUCCCAGAAAAGGAGUGUCAUAGUUUGUCAGACCAAAAAUGAAGCAAAGGGAAAAAAUAUUGGUCAGGCCCCACAUGAUAUAAGCCAUAAACACUUGUCUUCAGUUGCUGUCAAAACUAAGCGGCCACAAACAACACAGUCAACUGAGUUUCUACAUAGUCUAUCACUAAAUGAAAGGAGAUGGUUGAAAGACAGUUCUUUAAGAUACUCCAAGUCCCAUGAACCUUCAGGUGCAUUGGAUAACCAAAGUAGAACUAAAAGGAAUGCAGUAUUGUCUCAGAAACCUUUUAUUGACAAGGAAGUGGUAGCAGAUGAGCCAGGAGGGAGUGAUCAGCUUCUAAGGGGAACAACGGCAGAAGUACCCCUGAAAAGGCCGUGUCCACCAGUGGUACCUCUGUGCAGCUCUUCAGAAUCCACAUUCUUGUUGAGAGAGACAGGAAAAGGAGCUAACCCUGGGGAAGACAGGAAUUUGCUAUACUAUUCAAAGUUAGGAUUAGUGAUUCCAUCUAGGGUAUCUGGUGCUGAAAACCAAAGUGUUGACAGGAGUGGACCACUUGUAAAAAGUCUCCUUCGAAGGUCAUUGUCCAUGGAUAGUCAAGUACCUAUUUAUUCACCUUCUGUUGACUUGAAGCCUUCACAUGGAUCUUCAAUAAUGAACAACGCACAAGGGAGAACAUUAAAUGUAAUAGCCCAAAAAUCAUCCAUGAAAGAAUCUUCAGAAAAGACAGCUCCUGAUGAUAAGGUAAUGCACCCACAUCGCCUUAGGUCCUUUAGUGCCUCCCAGUCAACAGACAGGGAGGUAACGUCUCCUCUUGGAGAAAUACGGAUAAAAACUGAACCUAGUAGUCCACUUUCAGACCCUUCUGAAAUAAUCAGAAUCACUGUGGGGGAUGCUUCAUCUGCCAAUAAAAGUAACCCUUUUAAAACCGAAGAUGAUGGUAGGGAUUUGAGUAGACUUCCAGCUAAAAGAAGGUUUCAAGCUGACAGAAGGCUACCCCUCAAAAAAAUUAAGGUGGAUGAACAUCCUUCCCCUGGGUCAGAGGAGAAUUUUGAGGAAAACUCAAAUCCUACACCCCUUGAUGCUGACUUCCCAGAUUCUGAUGUUAGCAAAGAUGACUAUGGUGAAUUGGAAGAAACAAAGUCUAACAAAAAGUUUAAGUGCAAACACUGCCUUAAGAUUUUCAGGUCAACAGCAGGCCUUCAUCGUCAUGUCAAUAUGUACCAUAACCCUGAAAAACCAUAUGCUUGUGAUAUCUGUCAUAAGAGAUUUCACACAAACUUCAAAGUUUGGACACAUUGCCAGACGCAGCAUGGAAUUGUGAAGAACCCCUCACCUGCUUCUAGUUCACACGCCGUCUUGGAUGAAAAAUUCCAAAGGAAAUUAAUUGAUAUAGUGAGAGAACGAGAGAUUAAAAAGGCUCUGAUUGUUAAACUAAGGCGUGGCAAGCAAGGUUUUCAGGGACAGGCUGGCUCGCAGGCACAAGUCAUCAAAAGAAAUCUAAGGUCCAGAACCAGAGGAGCCUACAUUUGCACCUACUGUGGGAAAGCAUAUCGCUUCCUGUCGCAGUUUAAGCAGCACAUAAAAAUGCACCCAGGGGAAAAAACAGUUGGAGGAAAUAAGGUUCUUAAACCCAAAGAGGAUGCUCCUAUUGAAAGCCCUGUAGAAAACAAAAAAGUUUACCAGUGUCAUCUUUGUAAUGCUAAGCUUUCCUCUCUUAUUGAACAGGGAAAUCAUGAGCGCCUCUGCCGGAAUGCAACUGUCUGCCCUUACUGCAGCCUUCGGUUUUCUUCUCUAGAGCUGAAGCAUGACCAUGAAAUUGCAUGUGAAUACAAGAAACUCACUUGCUUAGAAUGUAUGCGGACUUUUAAAUCCUCCUUCAGUAUUUGGCGUCAUCAGGUGGAAGUUCACAAUCAAAAUACCAUGGCUCCCACUGAGAACUUUUGUCUACCAGUUUUGGAACACAAUGGUGAAGUAAGUAGUGCUUCAAGACUGCAUUCUCAGUCAGAGCCCAACAAGGUGAACAAUUUUGUUACUGCCAAAGAAGACAGUGUAUUUAGUGAUUCCUCGGAACAAAUUAACUUUGAUUCAGAAGAUUCCUCAUGUCUCCCUGAAGAUCUUAGUGUUUCCAAACAGUUUAAAAUUCAGAUUAAGGAAGAACCUGCAGAUGAAGUAGACGAGGAGGUCUCUGAAGCCAGCCGGGAACCCAAGAAAGCAGUUGCUAAUAAAGACACUGGUUUGUGGCCCUGUGAGAAAUGUGGGAAAAUUUUUACUGUCCAUAAGCAGCUAGAGCGUCACCAGGAGCUUCUGUGCUCUGUGAAGCCCUUCAUUUGCCAUGUGUGCAACAAGGCCUUUAGAACCAAUUUCCGUCUGUGGAGUCACUUUCAGUCCCAUAUGGCACAAACUACAGAGGAACCUGCACGUAAGGAACCUGAGAUAUGUGUGCCAGCUAAUUCUCCAUCACCACCACCUUUGCCGCCACCUCCACCGCUUCCCAAAAUACAACCUUUGGAACCUGAUAGCCCUACAGGCAUGCCAGAAACCCCUUCAGCAGCUGAGAAAUUAUUUGUUCCACAGGAAUCGGACACACUCUUUUAUCAUGCUCCACCACUUUCAGCUAUCACAUUCAAAAGACAGUAUAUGUGCAAACUCUGUCAUAGGACAUUCAAAACUGCAUUUAGUCUUUGGAGUCAUGAACAGACACACAACUAAAAAAAACCAAACAGCAUAAAGGAUGCCUACAGGGAGUUUUUAAAAUCUGUUUAAUUUCCAUGAUGUUUCUGAAGUUUUAUAUAUUUGAGUUGAUGGGACAAGAACCCUCAACAAUUACCGCUGAAAUGUAAUGCUGCUUUGGAUGUGGAGAUUAAGGUAAACUAAAGUCUAUUAGUUGAGUAAAUUGGUCGCGUUUCUAGGUAUUAUGGUCUGGGAUCUCCUGGUAACUUCAUCCAUUAAAACCUGAUUUCAUCUUUCUUGUCCUGUGAUACAUGGGAUUAUAUUUUUAAAAAGCAACAGCAACUUAAGAAUUCAGAGUAAUGAGAUCUUGCAGCUAGUAUAUUGUUUUUACAGAGAGUAAGUUGCUCAUGAGCUCCAUAUAAAUAUUAGUCAUUCAUUUGAUGUUGGGAGAAGAAAUGAAUUGAGUGCUUUGCUGUGUUGAUCUUGAUCAUAUUGAACAUUAGCAAUAACAAGUAAAACCUUGUUUGCAUUAACUUGACUUUUAUUGAAAACUUUGAUUAACAUGCGGUUGUUUUGUUACCAGAAUUUUCUGUAUGAAAAUUGUACAAGAUACAGUACAAUUUAAGGUUAGCAAUAUGUGAAUAUUUGAAUUUUUUAUAUACAAAGUAGCAGCCAGCCAGCCUCCAGCCAUUUAAAAAACAAAGCAGUGUAUCUUUGUUCUGAUACCUUCCUUCAAAAAGACACACUGUUUUAUUUAAUGCCUCACAGGCUGAUAUUCUAUAGGUAUUUUGGUAACUAGAGUUAUUGUGAUAAAGGAGCAGUCAGCUGUGUGUCAUAAUUCAAAAUAUAUUACUGUCUUUUAAAUAUGAAGCAACAUUGAGUGGAUGUCAAGAAUUAAGUUGUGUUUUGUUUCUUCUGACCUGUAUUGGUGUGGAUGUGAUUUAUUACAGUGGAUUGUAUGAAUAUGCUAGUUCUGAAAAGCAAGAGCAAAUGCAGUUCCAUUAGGUGGUGAUGACAAGCUCUACCAUGACUACAAGAAUGGUUGUUUUAAUUAAAUAAAGUCUAGAUGUAAAUACAUAUGUAUAAAUUAAUAAAACAAAAUUUAAAAUUUCUAUUAUAUACUUAGUUCCACCUGAAGGGGAACAUGUAACACUACAAAUGUUGCAAUUCAGAAGUAUAAGACCCACAGUAAGCAAAAUGUUUGUUUCCAUCCUAUAUAUCAAAACAUACUUUGUUUUGUACAUUUGAUUAAGAAUAGUAUUGAGUGGUUAAACAUUCAAGCCACAAUUCAAUGCAGAGCUAAGCCAGUUGAUUUCAAUGGACAACCAUGCCUAGCAGUAUGCUGGAUUGUGACCUUGGACUACAAUUCUGCACACUGUUAAAUGCACACACAUCCCAUUCACUCCAGUGCAAUUUGUGUACACAGAACUGUGCAGAGGACAGUAGUCGCACACCCUUUCCAAAGAUCCAUGUGCACUCAGGUGCAUAUACAAGGGUCUUCAUUUAUUGGCUUUAUCCACAGAGAUGAAUGGGGAAGCCAGAAUGGGCAGGCAGCCUUUGUGUGCACAUUGCUACGGUUGCUGUUGGAACUUACUGAAGGAGCAGAACAGUGAGUUGUAGCAGGAUGCUAGGGGCAGGCUUUUGUCUCUAAAUGGCAAUGGGAAGAGUGGAUUUAUUAAUAUGGGUAUCUGCCAAGGACCUCUUACAGUUUGUUUCCUGUUGAAUUCAAAUUGGCUCAUUGCUGCUGGCAUUUAAACUUGAUCAGAUAGGCUUACAUUAGAAUCAACCGUGAGAAAGCGAAUGUGGCAGAAGUAUUAAUUAGCUCUUGAAAGAUCAUUUUGGAUUCUGAGAGUGUAUAAUUGUGAGAUUCGUUCAUGCUAUAAUGAAAGGGAGUGAGAACUUAGUUACUGAAUAAUAAUUGGCACCUCAAUUCUGAAUGCAUUUAUUUGGAGGAAAUAAAUCCUAUUAAUGUCAAUGGAAUCUACUUCCACAUAAAUUUAGUUAGAAUGACAGCUUAACGCUCUUUUGUUCCUAAGCUCUCUUAUUCUGUAGAACAAAUCCUAUGAAAUUCCUUCAUAAUAGGUAGUUGUGAUCUAUUGACAUUAGGGCUUUUAGACUUGUUUUCUGAUGAACAGCUCUCCACCCCAGCUGUUACUGCAUCAGAAGCUGUUUUUGAAUCGCAGAAUAGUUUUAUAAGCAGCUUCUGAUGAGGCAUGAAGAACUGCUCUUCAGAAAUGCAUGUAAAUUGUCUCUGUGUGUAUUCCACUGUACUGCUUCAGAUAAUGACCCCCGUAUUUCCGAGGCAAGGUAAGAAAGGUAUGCAAAGCUUUGAUCUUUUAUUUCCUAAACAUUCAGGUAUUCAGUUGAUUUCAAAUCAUCAAGACCUAAAAGUGAAAGUGAGACCCCUGUGGAAGUGCUGGGAUCCUGGAACAUAAUCAACCACUCUGCUAUGCUAAUGCAAGCCCUUGACAGUUUAGGCAGCCGAGUCCAGCAAAUCUCAGGCAUAUUAAGAAGCUGGGACACUGUGCAGCUGUGCCGCAAAACACUGAGGCUUGUACAACUAGUCCUAGUAGUCCCUAUGGCUCCCAGUCAGGCCUGCACCAGGUUGUGGGAGGAACAAGAUUUUGCAAGCUCCCAGGCCAGAACCCUCUGCAUCUGCUCAGAAGAGCCAAACAGCCAUUGCACAUGGCUAUUUCAUUACUGUUGCAAUAUUCUUUCUCUCGGAUGCCUGGGUAUUUGAAUUUUAUAGGACUUGGAGCUCAGCUGCCUAUUCCGGCAAUAGACAGGGUUCUUAGAUCAUGCCUUAAUAUUGAAUAAACAAGAUAUGAGUGCAGGAAUACCCCGUUGUAUCCGUGGAAACCACUUUUGCUAAAGCAAGACUAAUUUAGAAGCUUUUUCAGCUUGUAGGCUACAAGCUGAAAAAGCUGCUAAAUUAGUCUUACUUUACAAGACAAGUUGUAGCCUAAUGCUGUGCAUGUUUACUCAGAAGUAAGUCCUACAGAAUUCACUGGGAUUUAUUUCCAAGUAAGCCUCAUUAUAGUUCAUAGUUGCCAUUUUUUAAAAAAAAGUCUGUUAGUUGUGUAUGAAAGACUUUGGCUGAUAUUCUGCGCAGUGUAAUGUGGGCAGUUCUGAACUGCCUGCACUGCUGCAAGAGUCUCAAGCAACACCCACUGUGUUGUGUGGAGCAGGGCUGCUGUGCUACUACUUGAAAUUACAGUUCUGCGAUGCGACAACCAUUGGAAAUAAUGGCCGUAGUGUCACAGAAGUAGCAGUACACCAGCCCUGUUUCACACCACCGUGGGCAUUGUGUUGCACAGGUGGUUUUGAACUACUCAGGUUAUACUGCACAGAAUGUCAGCCCUUAAGUCUUAAGUACAGCGGCAAUAAUUCUCAAAAGAAUUUCAUAGCAAUUAUGUUUGCAGUGGCAAAAAUCUAAGACUCAAGCUGUACCUAUUCAGACACUGUAUUCUUAUUCCAAGAAGCUAAAUUAACUGAAAGCCUGAGUUGCAUUGUAAUAUGUAUUGUAAGGUGUCUGUUUUUAGUUCAUUCACAGUGCUUAAACAGUGACAGCUUAUUUUAGAAAGCUUUUUUUAACAAAUAGAUUCUUUUUAUUUCAAAAUAAAAUGAUAAUAUUGAAAAGAGUAAGUAUCCUUUGCUUGCCUGUUUAAUGAAAUGCACAGUUCUAUAUGUACAAAUUCCCAGAGGCAUCUGGUGGGCCACUGUGUGAAAUAGAAUGCUGGACUAGAUGGGCCUUGGGCCUAAUCCAGCAGGACAGUUCUUAUGUACAUGAAAACCUUGAUUUAUUGCAUAUUUAAAAAAAUUAGCUCUUAUGCUGCCAUUUCCUUCUCCAUUUGCCCUCACCUAUCCUCUGCUAGGUAUGCACCUGCACUUACAUAGAAAAAAUUAAGUUUGAACCAGGCAGUAUGUAGAUAAAAUCAGCAAGAAUGGAAUCGGGGUUCUUUCCAGCUGCUAUAACAAGACGAAUCUAUGCUGGCAGUAUCUGUGUGUCUCUCUGGUUCACACAUCAUGCGUUUCCACGAGUGUGCACCAGAGGAUAAUCAAGACUGCUUAUGUAGGGGUGGGUAGGUGUGUGAUUCAGCCCUUAUACAAUUUCCCCACUUCACUGUACAUAAGCACUAUACUAUCAGCUCGAUUUAUCUAAACCACAGCAGCAGCUCUAAACUUGCUGAGGUCUGUUACAAAAUUCUCAUUGACUUCAGAAGAUAAGAUGUUAAUUCCAAUGUUACCAGUUACCAGUAUUUCGUUUUCUGCUUUAAGCAGUGACACAGAUGAACUUUCUGUAGGUGAACAUUUCCCCAGCAUUGACUGCAUAUGGGGAACAGCUUCACCUAUUAAAUUUCUGCUUGGAAAGCUCAGUCAGAAACAUUCCGCACCCUAUCCUGAUCCUAAAAAGAGAUAGAAAUGCCUUCCUGGUAGAAAGCUUCAUUAUCUUUAAUUCUCAAGCAGAAUAUAGAAAUUUCAACAAGUUUCUUUCAUAUAAUUUGGGAUUAUAGUAAGAUGAUGAAUCAUAAAUGCUGUGCUAUACCUUUUAAGAAAUAAUACUUUUCCUUUAAAAAAAAUUAAUAUAUUCCAUAAAGUUUUUGUUUCUUAUGUCAGCACUGUUGUCAUAAUUUUCUUUUUUUCAGAUCCAUUCUUGCUUACUAUUUAGUAGAAAGAGAGAGAGAGAGAGAUUCCUGGCUCUCUAAAACAGUUUUAUAAAAGUUAUGACAGGGAGUUUCCCUCUAGCUUUUUAUUCAGUACCUUUUUAAAAAGCCCUAAAAGUGUUUAUUUUGGUGGACAUUGAAUAAAUAUGCUUCCACUUAUGAAAGAUUAAUAUAUGUUUUUAAAGUUAUAAAUUAUGAAAGAUGUUGCUUAUUAUAUACACUAAAUCUUGUUCAAAUAUAUUUAGUUUGACCAUAAUAAAAAUAAAAUAAAAACUUGAUUUGUUAUGAUCAUGUUUGAUUUUGCAGUUGUGUGUUGCAAAUACCAAAAUGUUCUUGGUUAUAAAGAAAGAGGCUUUGGGGUUUUUUUUGUUUGACUCUAUAUUUUUUAUCAAAGUUUAGAUCUCUCAGGUCUCAAAACCUGAGGGUUUGAGAAAAACAUGAGAAAAAUAUGCAGGUUUAAAAAAUAUAUAUUUUAGUACUUUUAAUCUUUAUUUGGGUAUGUUAAUUAACUGGAUAACAUUUAUUCUUGUUCCAAAUAGUCCAUUAUAAAUGGGGAUUUCAUGCCAGCACAAUGAAAAGUGGCCAUUGAAAUUAAAGGGAUUUUUUUCAAGCUUAUGAAAUAACUGGAGUACUGUUCGAGCAAAAUUUCAACAUACAUCUGCAUAUGUAUAUUUAACACUGAAAUCAACGAAAACUGUUUCUCAUUUUUUUUAAGUGCUUUGCUGAACUGUAUCUACAGAUAAACCUUUCUAAAGUGCUAAGAAAUUACUCUGGAAAAACUUUAAGGGACUAUUUCUCCAAAAUGGCUAUAUAAAUAGCUAGCAUUUAGAUAUCAAACAUGCCAAGGAACUUGGCAUAGCUUUUUAUCUCAUUUAGAAAAACACAGCUGAUAGGAAAGGGUAAAAAUAGUUUUGGAGAAUAGCCUUUUUAAUAAAUAGCCUAAUGAAUAGCCUAAUUUUUAUUGUGUAGGAGCAACUAUUGGCUGCAGCCAACAAGCUGUUUGCUUGAAAUUAGCCCCAAGUAGUUCAAUGGGAGAAUUCAAAGUAUUCAGUGGUUGGGAUCACACAAUUGCUGCUAAAGCCGGGAAUCGAAGGUUCUUGAUGGGCAUGUCUUGUGAAGCCACCAACUGCUGGUUCCCACACUGCAUUACCAAGCUUCUCCUGACUCUGCCCAACUUCAAAUCUAAGUUACAGAAUUCAAGAGUAGCUUGGUAACAUGGCACAGGAACUGACAACAGCAUCGCACAACAUGCACACCAGGAACAUGGAUUAAAUCUUUAUACUACCCCCCAGUGAGUACAUAAUGGAGACUUUCCCUUUUUUUUUACUCUGGUAUUUACCACUGUUCUGCAUUUCUACUGCUUCCACCUGUGUUUCAGGUAAUCACAAUUCCAUGUUUUCAAGCAGAAACCAUAGAUUUCCAAGCCUCUGAUGCUACUUGUCUCCUGUAGUACUGUGCAAGAACUGAUUAUGGAUGCAGCAUAUUUUUUUUAGUAAUUUCCAUGAAUCCAAGACUCUCACUGAGCCUAGGAAAAUGCAAAUAAAUCCCACUUGCCAAUAAUGUUUGUUAUUCCAAACUGAGAACUAGUAGCUCUGAGUUCAAAUAGCAUAAUGUUAGCUGUGUUAUCAGUUAAGGCUUGGAUUUGACCAUAAGCUCCUUUUUUAGUAUUUUCCCCCCUGCAUUUUCAUUUCAUGCAUGAAAAGAACAGAACCCGCUUCUUAAGAAUGGAGGCAGAUUAUGGUUUUCUUUUUUGUUUUUAAACAGUUGAAAGUGGUGUGAUAAAGGCAUUGCCCUUAGAUAUACACUCCCACGGUAAUCUCUUGUUAAAUAUUUAAGUGUUGCCUAUGGAUUCUAUAGUGUUGCACAAACCCACAUCAAUGCCUCUGUCAUACCUUCUUCAGUACUCUGAAAACUUAUUGACUAGGUCCAAACAUAAAUUUUUAUGUACUACGCUUAUAUCCCAUCUUUCUUCCAUUAUGCAAGAAGACUCAGACCUGCUUAGCUUCAACAAGGUGGCUAUAAUAACGUGCUCCAAGGACAUUCCAUGAUGUGAAACUGGUUUCUGCUAACCAUAGUCAAGAACCUGCACUAUGGCUUGAGCUUCCAGACAUGCAACCAUGAUAUGAGUGGCUUGUCUGCUCAGACAAAAUCAUCUGGCCUCAACUUCAGAAGUUCACUUCCAUCUCCAUGAUACAUCAAUUUCUUGAGGUGGAGCUCCUUCUGUUUUCAUGGUGCAGCAGCCUUUUGAAGCAGAGCAAUGGACCUAAAUGUGGCUUCUCAAUAGUUUGUCACUUCAAAUAUAAUGGGAAACCACAGUUAGCACAAACUGUAGUUUACAAACCAGUUUCAAACUGGUUUUUGAUUCUUGGUUUGUAAGCCCCAAAUAAACCACAGUUUAUGGGUAAGCCUGGUUCAGAUAUAUAACAUGAAACCAUGGUAUAGCUAAACAAAUAAUGGGUUUGUGUCAUAGCCAUUGUGUCUUUCCAACCUUACCGCUUCCAGUCACAGACCAGUUGCAAGAGUGUUCAGUAGUAUUGUUUACAUUUUCUUGCCUGAAUAUUAGCAUAACAUCAAAGCAUGUUACUUUUAUUUCUCCUGAAAUGGUUAUUAGUCUAUCAGUGUUGAAACGGUGUAUAGAGCUAAAACAUACUCUAAUGUUCUGGGCUUUUAAAAUGUCAUUUGUUUGUACCUAAAAUAAUGUGUAUGGCUUUACUCCCCCCCCCCAAUAAAGAAACACUGGGCAGCAUCCAGGACAGGCUAAUCCUCCAUCAGUGGAAACACCUUCCAUGAAUAGAAGAUGGUUUUACUGAUGGCGUAUUUGGCUGGAUGCUGUCCACUACCAGAUGAGUGCUCCUUAAGCAUCUUAAUUAUGUUACCACUUCAUGUGACAAAAAAGUGUCCUCCAAAAUACAACCUUCCCAUGCUGAUAACACUUGUUUAAAAAUAAGACCCAUUGAUUUAACUAGAACUACUAAAUAUUUAUGCUUAUAAUUGCAGCUUUAGCACUUAUGUGGAAGGUAAUUAAAAUCCUCGAUGUGAAGAUUUACUUUUUUUAAAAAACGGUUCUUGAAUCUAAUGUGUGGAUUAGCAUCACAGUUUUGUGUGUGCGUGUGUGUGUUUAAUUUGGUGGCACUGAGAUGAUUACAUAAAAGAGCUAGCUUCUUUUCUGGUGUCUUUGAACUAGUUGUCAUUCUCUCCCUGGAGUCAAAGGUCAAAUCUAAACUACUUGGGGAAAAUAUGUUUGACAAGGAAGUUAACAAAACUGGACUUAAGGCCUAACCUCCUUGAUACUAUUCCUUUUAAAAGAAACCCGAACAAUGGAAUCUACUUUUCAUCUGGGGUAGCCAUUACCAAUAUACAAUGAAGACUAUUGAAGUUGCUUCUGGUUUUAAAGUAAAGGUAUAUAAAAGAGAAAUUCAAAGUGUCUUUAAAAAAAAAAAUUCUGUAUAUCUUGUAUGCAUUAUAUACUGAUUUACUACAUCUGUGUUGAAUUAAGUAGGAAUCCAAUUAACUUUGUUAGGAUUAACAAUUCCUAGUUUCAAAAUUCUUCUUUUAAUGUAAUGUUGCUGCUUUGUAUUACUUUUCUACUGUAUGUUUUCUUUACCUAGAUCUUUAUUAAGAAAACUUGGAGUAAAAUAAACUUGUUUCUUUUAACUGA